UAUAAAUAUGGCGAGUUGCGAAGUCUUAAAGUUAUUAGUUAAAUUGAUAUAAUUAUAUCAAUUCUUAGCGGUUUUACUUCUGUAAUAUUGUCUAUUAUGGCUACAGAGUUUGAAGAAGGGACUAUUAUACCAAACUUGGCUCUAAGCGUCGUCCUUGGCCCUGUGAUUGAAGAGAUAAUUYUAGAAUAUCCUGAUGGAGAAGCCAUACAAAGGAUUAAGACAGCCUUUCAAAAGGCUGAAAUGGAAAAUCCUGGAAUAACACAAGAGAUAGUUGGUGGGAUUUUAAAGAAAGAAUCUCUCAAAGUUAAUAUGAACAAAGCCCUACUCAGCUGUGCAUCAUAYGAAUCAGAUGAAUAUGCUACAACAAGACAAGAAAAGGAAUUUGUUACACUUACUACUAAAGCAAGAGCUUUAAAAAGAAUAUUGUCCAAGAUUCCAUCYGAAAUUGGUGACAGAUCAAAGUUUCUUCAGACUAUUAAGGAUAUUGCUAGUGCAAUCAAAGACCUUCUGGAUGCCGUUAAUGAAGUCUUAAAGAACUGUCAAAGUGUUGGCAAAAUGCCUCAGUAUAAACGGGUGUUAGAACACAACAAGAAAGAGUUUGUCAAAUAUUCCAAAAGCUUCAGUGACACCCUCAAGCAGUACUUCAAAGAUGGCAAGGCUGAUGCAGUAUAUGUCAGUGCUAAUCGUCUCAUCAACCAAACAAACAACAUACUUUACACUUUCAAACUUGCUGGUGGUCCAUAGAACUUCUGUGUUCUGAUUAUUGCAUACAGUAUCAUCUAAUAUAUUAAUACUACACGACUGAUAAUAUCCUAUACAUUACCUCCCAGAGUGCAUUGCUUGUUUUCUUGUGUUAUGUGCCAUCCCGAGGGAAUUAUUACCCAGCUAGCAUAACAAUGAAAACAUGUGCCAUUCUGAUAGUCUGAUGAAAUGAUGUCAUCAUGCUAUCUGCUUCAAUUUAAUUACUAUUGAGUUUAUCUUUUGUUGAUUAGACCACGAAGCACUUUAUGCUUGUAAUAAAAGGAUUGUUGUAGUGCAUGCAUACAAGCACAAUGACUUGAACAAAUUGAUAACAAUAUAAAUAGACAAAGCUAUGACUCUUUUAUGACUUCAGCAAACUGAUAACUGUAUAAAUAGACAAAUCUCUUUUUCCAUUGAAAGAUGUGAGCACCAUGUUACCAAUAAAUAAUGUCUUUCUUAUUUUAAUGUUUUCAGUUAGCACUACUAUUAAUUAAUAGUGCAGAGUAUUGCACACUUUUAGUAAUAUAAUUUAGAAAUAGAAAAAUACAUCAUGUCUAUGUUUAUCCCAUUAAAACCAUUUGCAAUAAAAACUMGAGUUCUUAUGGA
Molecule: messenger RNA, 1347 nt
Organism: Exaiptasia diaphana
Lineage: Eukaryota; Metazoa; Cnidaria; Anthozoa; Actiniaria; Aiptasiidae
Product: programmed cell death protein 10
Exons: 9
Coding region: 97-744 (215 amino acids)
Biological process (GO): positive regulation of MAP kinase activity; regulation of Golgi organization; vesicle-mediated transport
Cellular component (GO): FAR/SIP/STRIPAK complex; membrane; Golgi apparatus
Molecular function (GO): protein kinase binding
Source: RefSeq, a predicted model, not a curated record